This is a messenger RNA of Manihot esculenta (cassava), 2238 nucleotides long. RefSeq names its product phragmoplastin DRP1E. Gene Ontology annotation, molecular function: GTPase activity; microtubule binding; GTP binding. The record is from RefSeq and is a predicted model, not a curated record. NCBI's taxonomy places the organism in Eukaryota, Viridiplantae, Streptophyta, Magnoliopsida, Malpighiales, Euphorbiaceae. Gene Ontology annotation, cellular component: membrane; cytoplasm; microtubule.
AAUAAUUGUUUUUUUACGGAAAAAGAAAGCGAAAAUAGCUCCACUCAUCAUCUUUCUUCUCUGCUUCUUCUUCUCUGUCACACUCACUGCAUGCCUUCUUCACCUUUCCAUUUUCCAUCCAUCUUCAAAUUCAAAUUUAAAUUCAAAAUCUGCUUGUUCAUCACGACUCAGAGACACCAAUCCUAACCUCUCUCAAAUGGCUACUACCAUGGUGACAUUGAUCGGCCUCGUCAACAGAAUACAGAGAGCAUGUACUGUUCUCGGCGACUAUGGAGGCGAUACUGCCUCCUCUUCUUUGCCUACUCUUUGGGAGUCUCUUCCUUCUGUUGUUGUAGUCGGUGGCCAGAGUUCUGGAAAAUCAUCGGUGUUGGAGAGCAUUGUAGGGCGAGAUUUUCUUCCAAGGGGAUCAGGUAUUGUGACAAGGCGGCCUUUGGUGCUGCAACUGCACAAGACAGAGUCGGGGACACAGGAGUAUGCUCAGUUUCUUCACUUGCCAGAUCAACGAUUCACAGACUUCUCCAUGGUUCGAAAGGAAAUUCAAACUGAAACUGAUAGAAUGACCGGCAAGUCAAAACAGAUUUCUCCUGUUCCUAUUCAUCUCAGUAUUUACUCUCCAAAUGUUGUCAACUUGACAUUGAUUGAUUUGCCUGGUUUAACAAAGGUUGCAGUAGAGGGUCAGCCAGAGAGCAUUGUUAACGACAUUGAAAAUAUGGUUCAUUCAUAUGUUGAGAAGCCAAAUUGCAUCAUUUUGGCUAUAACUCCAGCCAAUCAAGAUAUAGCAACAUCUGAUGCUAUCAAGCUCUCUAGAGAAGUUGAUCCAACAGGUGAAAGGACAUUUGGAGUGUUAACAAAGAUUGACUUGAUGGACAAAGGAACAAAUGCUUUGGAUGUUCUUGAAGGAAGGGCUUAUUCACUUCAACAUCCUUGGGUUGGGAUUGUGAAUCGCUCGCAAGCUGAUAUCAAUAAGAAUAUAGACAUGAUAGCUGCUAGGCGACAGGAGUGUGAAUUUUUUGCCACUAAUCCUGAUUAUAGGCACUUAGCUGGCAGAAUGGGUUCAGAAUAUCUUGCAAAACUUCUAUCCAAGCAUUUGGAGUCGGUCAUUAAAGCUCGCAUUCCAGGCAUCAUAUCUAUAGUGAACAGAAGCAUUGAUGAACUUGAAGCAGAGUUGGACCAUUUAGGUAGACCUGUUGCUGUUGAUGCUGGGACACAGUUAUACACUAUCCUGGAGCUAUGUCGUGCAUUUGACCGGGUAUUCAAAGAGCAUCUGGAUGGAGGGCGACCUGGGGGGGGGAUUUAUGGAGUUUUUGACAACCAGCUCCCAUCUGCUUUGAGGAAACUUCCAUUUGAUCGUCAUUUGUCUCUGCAAAAUAUUAGGAAAUUAGUUUCAGAGGCGGACGGAUACCAACCCCAUUUAAUUGCACCAGAGCAUGGUUAUCGACGGCUCAUUGAUGGGGCAAUUAAUUACUUCAGGGGGCCAGCUGAAGCUUCUGUAGAUGCUGUUCACUUUAUUUUGAAAGAACUUGUCAGGAGGGCAAUUGGAGAAACUCAGGAGUUGAAGCGAUUUCAAACACUUCAAGCUGAAAUAGCAUCUGCUGCCAAUGAUGCACUCGAGCGGUUCCGUGAAGAUAGUAAGAAGACAACUUUGAGGUUGGUGGACAUGGAAUCCUCAUACCUCACGGUAGAUUUCUUCAGGAAACUUCCCAUGGAGGCAGAGAGGGGUGGAAAUCCAACUGCAAACGAUGCAGAUCGAUACACAGAAGGCCACUUUCGUAGAAUAGGAUCCAAUGUUUCUUCUUAUAUAUUGAUGGUGUCUGAGACACUCAGGAUCUCCAUUCCCAAGGCUGUGGUUUAUUGUCAAGUGAGGGAGGCUAAGAGGUCCUUGCUGGAUCACUUCUAUACUCAAAUAGGCAAAAAGGAGGCCAAGCAACUAGCACACUUGCUGGCUGAAGAUCCUGCAUUGAUGGAAAGAAGGCAGAAAUGUGCCAAAAGACUAGAAUUAUACAAGUCUGCGAGAGAUGAGAUUGAUUCGGUGUCAUGGGCUCGAUGAGAUACCGCCGAUCAUAUAACAUUUGCCAGGUUUGCUCGGCUGAAGAUCCUCCUUGUAGUUUUUGUCUUUUGUUUUCUGAAUUGCAAGUUUCUCAGCUGCGGUUUUGUUUGUGGAUUUGCCAGUUUUCUUUGUAUAGUGUUCUUGUAAUCCAUCUGCAGGUCACCUCUAUAUUGAAAGCGUUUUUAUACUUA